Messenger RNA from Thunnus maccoyii (southern bluefin tuna), 2626 nucleotides. RefSeq names its product zinc finger and SCAN domain-containing protein 12. The coding region runs from base 333 to 2105 and encodes 590 amino acids. The transcript has 5 exons. Lineage: Eukaryota; Metazoa; Chordata; Actinopteri; Scombriformes; Scombridae. Gene Ontology annotation, biological process: regulation of transcription by RNA polymerase II. Gene Ontology annotation, molecular function: DNA-binding transcription factor activity; RNA polymerase II cis-regulatory region sequence-specific DNA binding. The record is from RefSeq and is a predicted model, not a curated record.
UACUGUUGAGAUCACACAGAAGCAGAAAGUGAUGUGUGAAAUAAUCCCGAGUUUUUUCCAGGGUGCGGCUGCUCUUGAGUGUAGGGUAAUUACGGUACUGCGCAUGCGCACUUUCCUCAAGCAUCAGUAAGCAGAGCUGAAGGAGGCGAGGAGGAAACAGAGACAGAGAGAGAGAGGGGAGAAGUUGGAUGGUACUUUCCUUUGUCGCCGUGCCUCUGAUCUUACGAUUAACGAACAGCAUUAUCCGUGAUCCGUGAAAUCACACGGUGUGUCGCCGGUUAACGUCUACUCCUCCUGAUUUCACCUAACAAACGGUCAAACCUGUGGCCAGGAUGAUGGAGGAAUCGGUGAGCACGUUUGAGACGCAUCUGACGGCUGUCAUGGACAGUCUGAUCCGAGCCUCGGUGUGUGAGAUCACUAAACUCUUCCAGGAGACGGUGAACGACUACCUGGUGGAGCUGUCCCUCAACAGGAAGGAGAACGAGGCUCUCAAACUGAGGCUGAGGCUCACGGAGAGCAAGCUGAGGACCGAGCGAGUGUACGGGCUGGGCUGGGCUGCCCACCGCCGCAACGCUGGCCUGGCGGCGGCGGAGGAAGGGCCCGGAGGGCGGCAGAAACGAAAAGUUGUGGGGGCCCGCAAGUCAAAGAGGGGCCCGGCAGCAGCCUAUGGCAAAGGCUGGCCUGGAGGUGUGUGGGAGGAAGGAGGAGGUGGCGGUGGCGGCGGCUGUGGUGGGGGAGGAGGAGGAGGAGGAGGAGGAGGAAGUGGAGGAGCUGUGGGGAUGGUAGCAGGAGCAGGAGGAAGAGGGGGGAAGGAGGCCAGGGAGAUGUACCUCAUCCAGUUCCCCGGGGGCGAAGAGGAUGAGGGAGGGAUGGUGGAGGACGAUGAAGGGGAGGGCAGCCUCAGCGGUGAGGGGGAGGAGACGGCCAACAUCAAAGAGGAGUUUUCUCAAACAGAGGGCUAUCAACCUGCCUCUCUCAAGCUAAUCAAGGAGGCUUUGAAGAUGGACCUGCCCAACCAGAACCUCCACACUGGCUCCAGAGCCCAAAGCGAAGGAGACCUGUCAGAUCAUCCCCCAACCCUUCAUCCAGGAGAGAGAGAUGAGGAGGAGGACUGGGAGGUGGGCUCAGCGGAGCCAUCAGAGGGAGGCAUGACCAUGGAUGAGCUGAGGGGUUUGGAGUCCGCGCUGAGGGCUGAGAGAGGUCGUGAGCAGGGCGCCAUGACGGCCUCCCAGCCUGUCAGCCCUGACUCAGAGGCGGCACCAGGUAGCGAGAUCAGCUUGGCUCCCAAGUACAUUGGUCUUGAUGGAAUGGAGCAAGACGAAGAGCUGGAGCCUCAGCCGCCCACCCUGCAGAGAGAAGACCAUAUAGGGCAAAGCAGGGUGAAAGACCGUGUGCGAGCCGCAGGGUUCGGGGUAGCAGAGCUGAAGUCAGGCUGGUCGAAGAAGUUGAGAGAGGGCGACUCAACUGCGGUCAUGACCGGAGAGGAUUUGUUGGAGCAGGGAGAGUCCGAGCACCUGCCUCACCUGUCUGCUCCAGGGAGUGUCGGGGAGAGCGGAGGAGAAGAGGAGGCUGGUGGAGACCUGCUUCACUUCUGCCCACAGUGUGGAGGAGGCUUCAACACAGAGGCUGAGAUGGAGGAGCAUCCCUGUCCACUAGGUGGCGCCCUUUUACAGAGCAGCGGAGCAGAGGAGAGUCUUUUCCCUUGCGCCCACUGCGGCAACACGUUCAGCCACGCCUGGGCGCUUAAGAACCACGAGUGCGCCUGUGCUGCUGAGCGACCGCACUGUUGCGAAAUCUGCGGGAAGCGCUUUACACACUCUCGCUCCCUGGAACGCCAUCAUCUGGUGCACACAGGCGAGAGACCGCAUCGGUGCCCGCAGUGUGGGCGCAGCUUCAGUCGUCUUGGCAACUUGGAACGUCACCAGCGGAUCCACACGGGUGAACGCCCGUACGGGUGCGAGGCGUGCGGAAAACGUUUCAGUCGUGUGGAGUAUUUAAAAAGACACCAACUCAUACACAACAGUGAAAAGGCGACACUCCAGUGCUCCAACUGUGGAACGGGUUUCAGUGAUGUGGAGCAACUGAAAAGCCACCAGUGUUUUUAGAGCCUGUACUUCAAAAUCUCCGAUAGAACUGGAAAGAAAGAGCAGCUUUAAUUGAAUGUGGUAGAAUUUAGGUGAUGAAUGUGACUGAUAGACGCUCCCGUUAUUCUCAGUGAUUUGGAGUUGCCUUUCUUACAAAAAACUGACAGGAUGAGAAGUUAAAUUGACUUCAGGAUAAAGAAGCACAUGCGUGUGUGGAUGAUAGUUGUCGAGUAAACAGAGACGGCAAAUGUCCAAAGUUGAUGGGAAGUCAAUUAUACAUGUCGUUUCUCUGUAAGAGGAGAGAUGGAAUCAAUCUCAGAUGUUCAGCCAUUUUAACUGGAGGUGUUCUCAUUUGUACAAAGCUUGUACUUAUUUAUGAUGAUCAAUAAAAUGUACAUGUUUGUGUUUUUAUCAAUAAUUCACUCAUUUUAAAGCUGAUGGCCUUGUUUUUUUUUUCCCUCCGAUAAUAGAACUGACAGCUUGGUGUUUUGUAUGUUUGUGUUUUGGUCAUAUAAAGAAAUAAACAUGUCAGUUGAUCAGAA